AUCGGUUUACGACAGAGUGCGUCCGUGCGCGUGGUGGGAACGGUGGCAAGAUGGCGGCGCUGAAGGAGGAGCAGUGCUACGGACUGUCCUGUGGAAGAGUGAGCAACGGUAGCAAUAUCACCGUCUUUCACGUCAAACUCACUGACAGCGCAUUGAAGGCGUUUGAAGGGUAUCAGAGCAGUAAGGUCCUGUCGUCGCGGCCAUUGAUCAGAUUUAAUGGAAACCAAGGGAAAAUUUCCAUACCACGGUCAGAAAAUUCCAGUGAGCUCCAAACGUUUACUUUUGACCUGUCAAAUGUGGGCAGAGAUAACCCGCAGGGCAGCUUCGACUGCAUCCAGCAGUACAUAUCUAGUGAAGGCAGUAUUCAGCUGGAUUGUUUGGGUGGGAUCCAGGACAAGAUUACAGUAAGAGCCACUGACGACUCUUACCAGAAGGCCAGAGAAAGCAUGGCCCAAGUUGAGGAGGAGACUCGCAGUAGGAGUGCCAUUGUCAUUAAACCUGGUGGAAGAUAUGUAGGUAAGAAAGUUCAGAUCCGGAAACCGGCACCUGUCCCUUCAGACAUCGCCCCCUUACGGAGGACGUCUCGACCUGUCCUUAUCUCCAGUAGUACACAAAAGAAAGGCACGACUCAGCAUCGACCUCUCCGUGAGCGCCUCAUACACCUGCUGGCCCUCAAGCCUUACAAAAAGCCUGAGCUGAUCCUGAGGUUACAGAAGGACGGCCUCUCGCAACUAGACAAAGACUCCCUGGACAGCCACCUGCAACAGGUUGCCAAUCUGAAUGGGAGAGAAAACACCUUCACAUUGAAGGACUUUAUGUAUAAGGAAAUCCAGAAGGAUUGGCCAGGUUACACAGAGGGAGACCAGCAGCUUCUCAAAAGAAUUCUGUUCAGGAAACAACAGGCCCAGAACAGCUCUGCACCUCUACCAGAGAGUCCACCCAAAGAGCUGGCCAGCAGUUCUCCAUCUCAGAAACGACCUCUUGCUGACUUCAUCGACCCUCUUGUGAACAAAAAACCCAGGAUAUCGCACCUCGCCAGUAAGGCUGCAACAGCCCCAGUGAAUGGCAAGCUCAGCUCUUCCAAUGGAAGACUAGAGACGGGGGGAGCACAGUCAGGAGUGGUGGUGUCGAUGUCAGAUGGCGGCAUGACGUCCAACUCGCAGCACCUUUCUGUACUGGACAUCCCUCGCCCUUUCGAAGCGCUGUCAGACGUCAGUAACGACUCCAGCCAUAAUGGGCGUGACUGCGACUCUCAGGAAAUGGCUAUAUCCGAGAGGCUGAGUCAAACGCCUUCGGUCUGGUCCAUGUCAACAGUUGCCUUCACACCUAGCAUCAGCACACCAUCCUCUGGAAACGUGGUCCUGGAGGGCCCACAGGACAAGGGUCCCUCAUCCUUUAACAAGUCCAGAAAGAAGUCAAAAAAACAUAAAGAGAAGAGCAAAGACAAGGAGAGGGGGAGAGAGAGGCAACAAGACAAGGAGGGGAAGAGUCGUGAGGAGCAUGUGCCUGAGCCUAAUGCAGCCUGUGAGAUGAGCCCAGAAAACUUAAAAAGCAACAGUAUUCCACUCAAAAGCACAGACUUGAAUGGACUGUGCAACAGUGCCAGUAUUCCUUCAUCAUCGUCUGAGGUGGCAGACUAUUUAUUGAAGUACACAGUGAUUGGCUCUCCAGAGCAGCGUCAGAGGUAUAAAAAUGAUUUCAACGCAGAGUACAGUGAGUACCGGGGUCUGCAUGCUCGAAUAGAGGGCAUUACCCGGCAGUUCACCGUGCUCGACAAUGAGCUUAAACAGCUCCAGCAAGGCACAGACAAGUACAAGACAAUCCACAAUCAGAUACUUCAAGAGUAUCAUAAAAUAAAAAAGACUAAUCCAAACUAUAGCCAAGAGAAGAACCGCUGUGAAUAUCUACACAACAAACUGGCACAUAUAAAGAAACUUAUUGCGGAGUACGAUCAACAGCAACUUUAAAAGUAGUAAUUAGACCCUGUUCCCCUGUUAUCUCUGGAAACCGAGCAGAUAAAGGAAACUUUGGAUUCCGCUUGCGCUAAUGAUAAAAAGUUAAAAAAAAAAAAAAAAAAAACACAAUGAAGGGAGUCCUCCCCUCAUUGGGGCCAAAGGUUCUAGUGGGGACUUAGCCGGACACAUGAUCCGUUUCCUCUCCUUUUCUUUUUCAUUGGAGAUGUGGCUGUGCCUACUGUGGCCAGGUAUGUCAGUGUAGAUGAAGUGCAUCCAGAAAAAUAGCUUCUGUGUGGCUUUGAUCUUAACAAAAAUGGAAGCUUUCCAACUUUAUUGGGAGACUUUCCAAACAAUCUUUCCUGCUUUCAAAACUGGAGAGAGGAAGACACUGAGAUGAGAAUUGCAGAUUGAACGCCAUAUGCAUCUAAUUUGUUUUAAGAAAAAAAUAAAUGAAUGAUUUAUUAGUUUUGCCCACAUAUUUAGUUGUAUGGUUGAGAAGCUGAAUCUAUUUCUUUGUUUUUAUUUAUUUUUCACAUUCACUGGGGGUGGGGGGGUGAAACUGUUUUACACUCCUCAGUAUCAGUACUUAAAAAGCUCUCGUUUUCUGUCCUUACAUCUUGAAUGUCUGCCAGUAUUUUAUUCAGAAGCUGCCUUCCCCAACUAAUUGUCAAUUUGUUGGCGAUAUUUUUCUUUCUCUUUUGAAGAGAUGCGGAUAUUACUGUUAAAUCAAGAAAUGCACAAAGUCAGACGCAGGUUUUUGCGCUUGGCUUUCCUUUUCUAAAUUGAUGUGUAGGUGUCUUAACAGAGAGAACAUGAGUUUGCAGUCGCCUUAGAGCUGUAGAUUUUUCUUUGAAAGCUGUCUCGUCACUGUCAUGGCGAGCUGUUACAGCAGCGUUCCUCAUGUAUGGGUCAUCAUAUUCUAUCACUGAUAAUUCCAAUUCGGCUCUUUAUUGGUUGUCUUUCAACUUUUCUUCAUGAUGGCUUUUGUAGCAACAGAGAUUCCAAAUUAUGUGGAUGGCGAAUGUCAGUGUUGGUUUUCACUGUUGAAGGUCCUCGUCUUGUAAAAUGAGGCUGACAGGAUUCAAGUCUACAAAUACAAAUCUGAUAUCUAAACUGCAUCAUCAAUGCCUUGUUAAACAUGUUUACUGUCAAAAGAUUAAGAUUUUUUUUUUUUCGUGUCUGCUAUUCAACUCACUUGCUAAUCCGUUUGAAACGACUGUUAAGAUGAAGCCAUCUUUGUUCAUCCUCUAAGUGAAGAACCAGUUUUUUUGCCUUUUCAAAUGUGAUGUCACAUAUUCACAAUGAAUGGACCCUAAACUCUAUUGCCUGGGUUGGCGUCCCUCUCUGAGAAGCAUCUGGUUAACGAAAGGGUGAGUCGGCUUCAGUCAGCGAAUGCAUUUCUUCUAUUGUUCUUUGUAUGUGAAUAUGAAAAAUCAGCACUUUUUCUCCUGAUCUUGCUGUUACUGGGGAGGCAGGGGGUUGUCCAAAUGACACUUUUCUCUUUGUCCAUCAGAGUGCAUGCAAAAUGAAUGUGUUACAAUGAACAAUCUUUGUAUCUUUUACUUGAAAAAACAAGGGGGGAAAAAAAACAAAAGGCCCAAGGAAAUUAAAAUGAAAGGAAAGGCCUAGUCCAAGUGAAUUGGUGUAAUCAAUUAGACAUGGCUUUGACCAGCAUGUGUACCAAAGUGCUUACCGAGCAGGGUGGCACAAGAAACUCUACCAAAUGUCAGCAAAAGAAAGAUGUUGCAGUAUUCUCUGCUUCCUGUUGUAAUUUCUUCAGUAUGCAUAAUUUAUAUCUCAGUGGAAAAUUUCUAAUAUUUUUCUUUAGAGAAGUGGGAGGUGGCUCUUUUGUUUCAGACAUGAUCGUAAUAUCAGUUUUCCAGUAACACUACAUUAGGUUCUCAUCACAGAGGGGCUGGAUCAGGCACUUUACAACGCCUGGUUGACAAACGUGAAGGGUCAACACUUAACCUUGCACAUUAUCACAAUAUUUAAUUAAGAGGAACAUUCAUCACUAUUAUUACUGUACUUAGUUUUCUGGAAACAUUUAGAUGAUGCUGUAUUACAUUUGUAUUACUGUUUAAAAACAUUGUGUGAUUAUCAGUAAAAUAUACUUUGAGCCAGUGGAGAGCAAACUCAGUAAUGAUGCGCCAGCACAGGAGUGCCACUGUAUAAGAUGAUUGUGCCAAAAUGACCUGUUAUAUAGGUUUGUAUUUAGUUCUUUGGGUUUUUUUCUCCUUUUUGUCCUGAUUAUGUACAUGCUGCUGUAAAAGCAAAGAGGGCUUUGAAGACUAGUCAUGAAAUGUUGGCGCUAAAAUCCAAAGUAUACUUUUUUGAAAACCAUAAGGGACUGGAACUGAAAUUGAUCUGUUUCAAUAAAAUUCUUUAAAACCCUUAUGUGGGGAAAUUCUGAA
Molecule: messenger RNA, 4369 nt
Organism: Melanotaenia boesemani (Boeseman's rainbowfish)
Lineage: Eukaryota; Metazoa; Chordata; Actinopteri; Atheriniformes; Melanotaeniidae
Gene: ell
Product: elongation factor RNA polymerase II
Exons: 12
Coding region: 51-1967 (638 amino acids)
Biological process (GO): snRNA transcription by RNA polymerase II; transcription elongation by RNA polymerase II; positive regulation of transcription elongation by RNA polymerase II
Cellular component (GO): transcription elongation factor complex
Molecular function (GO): cis-regulatory region sequence-specific DNA binding
Source: RefSeq, a predicted model, not a curated record